CCUCUCUGUCUUUGUGCUCCUCCUCCAAAACCACCUCCUCAUACACACAGAACCAGGAAGUUCAUUUCAAAGGAAAUAAAACUGAGGUCAGUGCAGUCUCACUUUCUCUCUGCAUUUGAGUGCAGGAAAAUGGCCGAGGCCAGUAUUUCAGUAGAUCAGGAAGAGUUCAUCUGUCCAGUUUGUCUGGAUCUACUGAAGGAUCCGGUGACGAUCCCCUGUGGUCACAGUUACUGUAAGGUGUGUAUUAAUGACUACUGGGAUCAGGAAGAUGAAAAUGGAGUGUAUCGCUGUCCUCAGUGCAGAGACACUUUCACUCCGAGGCCUGUUCUACGCAGAAACAACAUGCUGGCUGAAGUGGUGGAGAAACUGAAGAAGAAGACUGAAAUCCAAGCUGCUUCUCCUGCUCACUGUUACGCUGGACCUGGAGAUGUGGAGUGUGAUUUCUGCACCGGGAGAAAACACAAAGCCGUCAAGUCCUGUCUGAUGUGUCUGGCCUCCUUUUGUGAAACUCAUCUGAAACCUCACUAUGAAGUUCCUGGUUUGAAAAAGCACAAGUUGGUCGAAGCUUCUGGAAAUCUACAAGAGAAGAUCUGCUCUGAGCAUGAGGAAGUGUUGAAGAUCUACUGUCGUACUGACCAAAGCUUCAUCUGUUAUCUGUGUAUGACGGAUGAACACAAAAGCCACGACACCGUCUCAGUUAAAGCGUACAGAACUGAAAAACAGGUGAGAGUUUUAGUCUCCGGCCGUCGCUCGCCCGAAAUUAUUAGACCAAGUUUUCAGUCUGAUCUCCGUGAGGACUCGCGCAGCAUCACUGUCAAUCAACGUCUCUCAUUUGAUGGAGUGAGGGAAUCUCUCUCUGCUCUGAAAAAGAGAAUCGAGGAAUUCUGCCUCGAGGAAUUCAUCAGAAUCCCUGAACACGACACAAAUCUGAUCACUUUAAACUGUUUCCGUCUUUUACACCACCUGAUUUUUCCUUCUCCAUUUUGUUUCUGUGUCUCCACAGCUGCAGCAGUUCACAUCAUUUUACCCCCAGAACCAAAGAGCAGACAAGAUUUUCUGCAGUAUUUCUGUGAUCUGACUCUGGAUCCCAACACAGUAAAUUAUUACCUCAUUCUGUCUGAGAGGAACAGAGCGGUGACACGCAGUGAGAGAAAGCAGCAGUACUCUGAUCAUCCAGAGAGAUUUGACUACUACAGUCAGGUGUUGAGUAAGGAGAGUGUGUGUGGACGCUGUUACUGGGAGGUGGAGUGGAGCGGUGCUGGUGUGUACAUAUCAGUCUCAUAUAAAGACAUCAGCAGGAAAGGAUGGGGUAAUGAGUGUGUGUUUGGAGGCAGUGACCAGUCCUGGAGUCUGUGGUGUUAUUCUUCUUCUCUGUGUUUCUGGCACAACAACAUUAAGACUGAUCUCAGAGUUCCAUCAUCCUCCAGAAUAGGAGUGUAUGUGGAUCACAGUGCAGGAACUCUGUCCUUCUACAGCGUCUCUGACACGAUGAAGCUCCUCCACAGAGUCCACACCACAUUCACUCAGACUCUAUACGCUGGAUUCUGGCUGCCGUAUCGUGGAUCAACUGUGAGAUUAUGUGAUUCAAAAUAAAAUAUUAGUAAUGUGAUUUUAUUGAAUUAAAAUGAGCAACUUUACUUUUUUAUAUCAAGCUUAAUUCCAAAGUAAUAUGAGGCAUUUAUUUGUGAUUUCCCAAUUUUCCUUUAUAACAUUAGAUCUUUCUUUUAGAAGAUUUUAAUGUUUUAAUGUAGUGCUUGAAAGUUUGUGAACCCUUUAGAAUUUUUGAUGUGUCUGCAUAAGACCUAAAACAUCAUCAGAUUUACACAAGUCCUAAAAAUAGAAACUAUUACACUUGGUCAUUUGUUUAUUGAGGGAAAUGAUCCAAUAUUACAUAUCUGUGAGUGGCAAAAGUAUGUGCACCUUUGCUGUCAGUAUCUGGUGUGACCCCCUUGUGUAUUAAUAACUGCAGAUAAACGUUUGCGGUAACUGUUGAUCAGUCCUGCACAUCGGCUUGGAGGAAUUUUAUCCCGGUCCUCAGUACAGAACAGCUUCAACUCUGGGAUGUUGGUGGGUUUCCUAACAUGAACUGCUUGCUUCAGGUUCUUCCACAACAUUUCUAUUGGAUUAAGGUCAGGACUUUGACUUGGCCAUUCCAAAACAUUAACUUUAUUCUUCUUUAACCGUUCUUUGGUUGAAAGACUCGUGUGUUUUGGAUUUUUGUGUUGCUGCAUGAUCCACUUUCUCUUGAGAUUCAGAUCACGUACAGAUGUCCUGACAUUUUUCUUUAGAAUUCUCAGGAAUAAUUCAGAAUUCAUUGUUCCAUCAAUGAUGGCAAACCGUCCCGGCCCAGAUGCAGCAAAACAUCCCCAAACCACAAUACUACCACCACCAUGUUUCACAGAUGGGAUAAGGUUCUUAUGCUGGAAUGUAGUGUUUUCCUUUCUCCAAACAUAAUGCUUGUCAUUUAACCCAAAUAUUAUGUUUUGGUCUCAUCCAUAGAGAAAACAUUUUUUUCAGUUGCCUUCUGGCUUCUCCAUGUGAUCUUUAGCAAACUGCAGAGGGGCAGCAAUGUUCUUUCUCCUUGCAACCCUGCCAUGUACACCAUUGCUGUUCAGUGUUCUCCUGAGGGUAGGCUCAUGAACAUUAACAUUCGCCAACGUGAGGUCCCUCACUCACACCUGAUCAUCAUCCCAUUGAUUAAAAACACCUAAAUAUAAUUUCACCUUCAAAUUAACUGCUAAUCCUAGAGGUUCACAUACUUUUGCCACUCACAGAUAUGUAAUUUUGAAUCAUUAUAUAAUAUUUUUGUCUCAGUUGUUUAAUUUGGUUCUCUUUAUCUACUUUUUGGACAAAAUCUGAGAAUGUUUUCGGUCAUAUUCUGCUUCAAUACUGUGUUAAAAUCCAUGUUGGUCUACACAUUAAUCUUACAUAUGAAUCAUCAUGACUGUACUUAUACUGUAUAUAUUAAGUUGGAUGGAUUCUUGGAUAACAAAAUAAAAAAUAUAUUUAAAUAUGUGUUAAAUCCAUGUGU
Messenger RNA from Ictalurus punctatus (channel catfish), 3031 nucleotides. RefSeq names its product tripartite motif-containing protein 16-like. The record is from RefSeq and is a predicted model, not a curated record. The transcript is spliced from 4 exons. NCBI's taxonomy places the organism in Eukaryota, Metazoa, Chordata, Actinopteri, Siluriformes, Ictaluridae. Gene Ontology annotation, molecular function: protein binding; zinc ion binding. The coding region runs from base 130 to 1593 and encodes 487 amino acids.